UAGACAUCAGACAGGCUGUAGAUGUCCCGUCCCGUCUGCAGCAGUCUGCCUCAGCACCUUGCCUGCCCGACAUGCCCUUGGAUAUUACCGGCCCUUCUCUUGCGAGAAACUACUGCAGAAAUAUAGAAAUCACUAAACACUAACAGAGGACAUCACAGUAGGACGGAGCGUACCUGGAUUCUUGACACUUUUACACUGCGUCUGAUCUAAAGGAUUCUUUUAGUCGGUCUAUACUUUUUUUUUGUACCGACUUUUCCCAAAUCGACGUGCAUGGAUCUAUCAUGGCUACGCUUGCAUGCAGGGUGCAGUUCUUAGAUGAUACUGAUCCAUUUAAUAGCACAAAUUUUCCGGAGCCGACCAGACCCCCACAAUUCACAUUCAGAGAGGAUAUUCCGCUCAUCAAUCAGAUCGCUGGAGUUCACAGACUUCUGAAAGCCCCACACAAGCUCGAUGACUGUGCUUUACAAUUGUCUCACAAUGGCAGUUAUCUGGACUUGGAGUCCACCUUGGCCGAGCAGAGAGAUGAACUUGAUGGAUUUCAGGAGGAUGGAGGGAGAGGAAAGAAGCACAGUAUACUCCUGAGAACACAGCUGUCUGUCAGAGUCCAUACCUGCAUAGAAAAGCUCUACAAUUCGACCGGACGUGAGCUGCGAAGAGCACUGUUCUCUCUCAAGCAAAUCUUUCAGGAUGAUAAAGAUCUGGUGCAUGAGUUUGUGAUGGCUGAAGGACUCACAUGUCUUAUUAAAGUGGGAGCUGAGGCUGACCAAAACUACCAGAACUACAUCCUUAGAGCUCUUGGACAAAUCAUGCUGUAUGUGGAUGGAAUGAAUGGGCUUAUCGGACACAAUGAAACUGUACAGUGGCUUUACACACUAGUUGGAUCAAAGUUCCGGUUGGUUGUUAAAACUGCUCUGAAGCUGCUGCUGGUUUUUGUGGAAUACACUGAGUCCAAUGCACCUCUACUCAUCCAGGCCGUCAACACCGUGGACACCAAGCAAGGCUGUAAGCCCUGGUCCAAUGCCAUGGAAAUCCUGGAUGAGAAAGAUGGAAUGGACACUGAGCUGUUGGUUUAUGCCAUGACCCUUAUUAACAAGACAUUGGCUGUGCUUCCUGACCAGGACACGUUCUAUGAUGUGGUUGACAGUGUGGAGGAGCAGGACAUGGAGGCCGUGGCCAAGAGACACGUCAACAGGAAGGGCACAGAUUUGGACCUAGUGGAACAGUUCAAUAUCUAUGAGUCAACCCUUCGUCAUGAAGAUGGUGAUGAUGAGACACAGCCUCCUCCAUCCGGACACAAAAGUCGGCGUCGGGCCAGCGUAGGGGCCACUCCUGAGAGGCGGGGUUUGGAACGUCGCCGCAGCCGAAGACACUCGCUCCAAAAUGGGAAAGGCCACACUUCUGCUCCUUCUUCCCCCUGCCACAGCCACAUGCCCAACAUACUUCCCCUCAAUGGCCAGAGGAUAGACGAUAUCAGUGAAAGAGAUGAGGAAGAGGAGGAGAAGAAUGAGGAGCUUCAGAAAACAGAGCUCUCUAGACAGGCAUCCGAAAGCUGGAUGCCAUCAACAGUAGAUGAAGCUUCUAGCUUGUGUUUGCCUUUAAAGUGCAUGGUCAACUUCAUUCCCAAUGCUGCUGAUACAGACAAUGAGGAAAACCUCCGGGACAGUCUGUCAGAUGUUAGAUACUCAAACACAUCAUGCGGUUCAUGUGGCAGCAAUGGCUAUGCAGGUACGUAUCCUCGCAGGUCAUCUGGGGUGUCCAGUGCCCCCUCCACACCCUACAACCGCUUCGGCCCCUCAGGAGGAACACCUGCAGACAGUAAGCCCGACAGGUCUACUCUAGGUGGAUUGUUAACCUCCUCCUACAGGCAGCACCAGGAGUCUCUAAAUGCUGAACGUGAGCGGAGGCGCCUGGAGAGAGAGGAGAGACUUCAGCGCAUUGAAAGAGAGGAGAGAAACCGUUUCAAUCGGGAUUAUGAGGACAAGAGAGAAGAGGUCAGACAAGCUCGAGAAGAAAGAUAUAAGCAAUUGGAGCGGCUGGCAGCAGAGGAAAACAAAAGGGAACAACCAAGAUCGACAACACGGGGGCGGACAGAAAUCACCCUCAGCCUGAGUUCACGAACCUCCAGCAGCUCAUUGUCUCGUUCUGCCACCCCUUUGACUGCAGAGGCUCAAGAGGAUAAACGCUCUGUUCCACAUCCAACACGAGGAACUGAGUCUGAGGCAAGCCGUCCGGUGCAGGCAGCAGUUGUGUGGCCUCCCUCAGAGCCUCCCUCUGCCUCAGUGUCUGCGCCUGUCUCACCCUCCAAACCAGAGGAGGAGCAGAGACCUGUGGAAAUGUCAGACAUCACGCUCUCUCUGUCUCCAACAAACUCUGAGACAGAGGAGAAAGCGGAGGAUGCUGACGCCGAAGAGUGUGAGGAAAUGGUGUUGAGUGGAAUGGAAGAUGAAAAGAAAGAAAAACCAGAAGGAAAAUUUGAGAAAGAUACUAAUGGAACGGGUACAGAGGAGUGUGUGAGAGAGCAGAUGUUAGAGAGGGAUGUAGAGGAGAGUGCCAUCCUGAGUGAGAAGGAAAGGCAGAAUGAGGAGCUGAAUGAGAAAGAUAACUGCUCUGCCUCCAGCAUCUCCUCAGCCAGCAGCACUCUGGAGAGAGAAGAACGAGAGGAGAAACACGUCAGUGACAGUGACUCAGGCAAGUGGGGAGACUGUAUGAAUACAGUGGAUGUGAACGAUCAGUGUAAUAAAGUUCUUAACAGCAAACGCUUCAUGCUGGACAUGCUUUAUGCUCAAAACAAGAAGGGAGAGGAAGAUGAGAAAGAAAAGGAGAAUGAGAAUGAGAAAGGGUGUUCAGGUCAGGACUCCUCUGUGACCAGCCUCGGUAGUUGCAUCUCCACUCUGGAGGUGCGUCGGCAAGCUUGCGAGGACAACAUGAAGAAAUUGGAAGUGGAUCAUCUGGAUAACCAGGGUAGCGUACGGGCUGUGGCCGAGAAAUUUGGAGAUUUGGUUAAAGGACUGGUAUCGCCUCAUGAGGUGGAGCAUUCUGGGAAGGAAAAGCAGCAAUCACAGGAAAAACCUCUGCCGGCUCCUUCACCAACACCCCCUAAAAAGGAGUCAGACCACAUAUGGGACCAGCUGAUGGCCACUCCACGGGAGCUACGCAUCAAAGAGCUGGACUUCACAGACUUGGGAGAGGAGGAUGAUGUGGAUAUUUUGGAUGUCGGUAACGUGAUCGGGUCAAGUGACCUCACGCCACCUCCUCCCCCGCCUCCCUUCUUGCCCAGCCUUCCGCCCCCGCCACCUUUAUUUGGAUGCCCUCCACCUCCCCCUAUCCCUGGCAUGAUGAUGUCCCCUCCACCACCUUUUUUGGCUUCAGUACCUCCUCCACAUCUCGGAUCUCCGCAACGUAGUCGAGGAGAACCCCCGCUCUUCCAGAAGAAGAAGAAGACCAUCCGGUUGUUUUGGAAUGAGGUCAGACCUAUAGACUGGCAGUACAGCAACCACAAGAGAUGCAGGGAGUCACUGUGGUUCAAACUUGAUCCAGUCAAACUGGACACAGCCAAGUUGGAAAACCUCUUUGAGACGAAGUCCAAGGAGCUGCCAGUUACAAAGAAAACAGCAGCAGAUGGGAAGCGUCAGGAGAUCAUCAUUCUGGAUUCCAAAAGAAGUAACGCCAUCAACAUUGGCCUGACGGUCUUGCCGCCUCCUCGCACCAUCAAAACAGCCAUCCUCAACUUUGAUGAGUAUGCCUUGAGCAAAGAGGGCAUAGAGAAAAUCCUGACAAUGAUUCCUACGGAGGAGGAGACGCAGAAGAUUCAGGAGGCCCAGCUGGCGAACCCUGACACUCCGCUAGGCAGCGCAGAGCAGUUCCUCCUCAUUCUGUCCUCCAUCAGCGAGCUGUCCGCCCGCUUGCAGCUUUGGGCCUUUAAGAUGGACUAUGACGCUUUAGAGAAGGAAGUAGCAGAGCCACUACAGGACCUGAAGGAGGGCAUGGACCAAUUAGAAAAGAAUAAGACCCUCUGCUACAUCCUUUCAACUCUGCUAGCUAUUGGCAACUUUCUCAAUGGGACCAAUGCUAAAGGCUUUGAACUGAGUUACCUAGAGAAAGUUCCUGAGGUGAAGGACACCGUUCACAAACAGUCUCUACUGCAUCACGUCUGCUCCCUCGUCGUGGAGAAGUUUCCAGAGAGUUCAGACCUCUACUCUGAGAUUGGAGCCAUUACUCGCUCAGCUAAGGUUGACUUCGACCAGCUGCAAGAAAACCUAUGUCAGAUGGAACGCCGCUGCAAAGCAUCCUGGGACCACCUGAAGGUCAUUGCCAAACACGAAAUGAAACCAGCCCUCAAGCAGCGCAUGUCGGACUUCCUUAAAGACUGUGCAGAAAGAAUUAUCAUCCUUAAAAUUGUGCAUCGCCGCAUCAAAAACAGGUUUCACUCAUUCCUGCUGUUCCUGGGCCACCCACCGUACUCGAUACGAGAGGUGAGCAUCCACCGCUUCAGUAAGAUUCUGAGUGAAUUUGCACUUGAGUACCGCACCACCAGAGAGCGAGUGCUACAGCAGAAACAGAAACGAGCCAAUCACCGCGAGAGGAACAAGACACGGGGCAAAAUGAUCACAGAGAGUGGGAAGUUUGCAGGAACUCCUCUGGAGGGUCAGGAGUGUCAGCCGCAGGGCCUGGGCUACACGGAGAACGCAGCUGAACAUGAGCAGAUGACUGCUGUACUUCGUACCAGCCUGCAGAGCGGCGAUAGUCCAUCCUCUGUACUCCCCGGCCUCCGCACACGCACUCGAGCCACUCGAGGCCAUACGGCACUUUUGUCUGCUGCAAAUGAAGACACUUCUAAUUGCACAAAUGAUACAGCGGAUGAGAUCAUGGAACGGAUUGUGAAAUCAGCCACUCAGGUCCCCAGUCAGCGCACACAGCCCCGCGAGAGGAGACGCUCCAGAGCAAACCGCAAAUCCUUAAGAAGAACACUGAAGAAUGGUCUUACGCCAGAGGAGGCGCAGGCACUGGGAUUGGCCAGCAGCUCUGAGAUGCAAGUGUGAGACAGCAGCCACUCAGGGUCUCGGCACACACAUAUAAACACAAAUGAGCUGGAACAGGUCACUGUAACUUGAGUUUGCUUGAAUCUGGAGCAGGUGCAUGUUUCUGGGUUUGUGUUUUAAAACGGUUAUUGCCGUGGACAAUUUGUAUUCUCACAGGUGAAAGGGAUUAUAAUCACUAACCCAUUAUACUCUACUUAUCCUGGAAUGUGUAGUCAGACCUUACUCCAUUUACUAGCUUAUGCAUUUUGUCCCAAGAGGAUCAUUGAAACUACUCCUGUUCACUGUUCCUGCAGACUGUUGAUGAUAUCCCAAACAUCCGUCUUGUUGCAUUUUUGAAAGAGAACAAGCACAAUGUCCUGAUGCACAACAUUUAUAGACACGCACACACACACACACACACACACACAGAGCCUGUAGAAUGCUGAUUGUCCAGUUCUCCAGUACAGAGACCAAUGUCCGUCUCUUACCGCUGUGGCCUUCGGAAUGAUCCCAAAGAACUGUGUUUAAAGAUGACUGGAUGCCCUCCCACCAUUUUUGUUUGUACUGGCUGUUUUGUUGAAUUAAGAAGGUAUUGAAUAGUAGCACCUUUUGCGUUCCUAUCUCAUGUAAAUCAGCAGCGAUUCUUCUCUGGUUUACUGCUGUGGUAAAACUUGUUUGUGUUUGUUUUAGCUGUUUUAAAAGAGCAGGGCUUCUUAUGUUAGGGAGAAAACACACCUUAAAAGCUUUUCUUUAAUUUCUGCUGUACCCUGAAGUCUCCUUUUGUGAUCGAAACCUGUUUAGCUUGGAUAAAGAUGAUCAAAUUACUUUGCACACAGAUGAGAACAAACUAGAAAGUCGUCUUUCUCUUUUUUCCCUCCAGCUGUGUCAUUUCCUCAUACAUAAUCUCUAUAGUAAUACAUUCAUUUCAUAACUUGCAACAUGCAAAAUUAGACAAUUGUCUAUUUAAAUUAAAGAACUUGUAUCCAUAUUUGUUUUUUUUUUGUUUUGUUUUUUAAAUGAUGGCAUUAUCAAAUGAGUGCCUUGAAGAAAUGUGUUUUUGUGAGAAUCUGAUUAUUUAGUCAGGAAAGGAAGGAAGGGAGAGAGAAACAUUCAGAUUUUAGGGCAUUUCAAAGGAUAUAUAGUUGACCCAAAAAUGUAAAAUUUUGUCAUUAUUUCCUCUACAUUAUUCUAAACCCAUCUGGAUAAUUUGGAUAC
Messenger RNA from Sinocyclocheilus rhinocerous, 6233 nucleotides. RefSeq names its product FH1/FH2 domain-containing protein 3-like. NCBI's taxonomy places the organism in Eukaryota, Metazoa, Chordata, Actinopteri, Cypriniformes, Cyprinidae. Gene Ontology annotation, biological process: cardiac myofibril assembly; sarcomere organization; cortical actin cytoskeleton organization. Gene Ontology annotation, cellular component: cytoskeleton; cytoplasm. Bases 282 to 5039 code for a protein of 1585 amino acids. The transcript has 28 exons. Gene Ontology annotation, molecular function: actin filament binding. The record is from RefSeq and is a predicted model, not a curated record.